Messenger RNA from Aspergillus glaucus CBS 516.65, 465 nucleotides. It is a transcript of the gene mbf1, whose product is annotated as multiprotein-bridging factor 1. Gene Ontology annotation, molecular function: DNA binding. Gene Ontology annotation, cellular component: nucleus. The coding region runs from base 1 to 465 and encodes 154 amino acids. The record is from RefSeq and is a predicted model, not a curated record. The transcript is spliced from 2 exons. NCBI's taxonomy places the organism in Eukaryota, Fungi, Ascomycota, Eurotiomycetes, Eurotiales, Aspergillaceae.
AUGAGCGACUGGGAAAACGUUACUCGCAUCGGUCAGAAGCACACCGGUGGUGGCGCGCCCCGUGAGACUACUGUCCGGAGUAAGAGCGCUCUGAACGCCGCUCAGCGUCAGGGUCUUGUUGUUGGUACUGAGAAGAAGUAUGCUACUGGUAAUGCUUCUGCCAAAUCAGGCGGUAGCGAAGGCCAGCACUUGACAAAGGUCGACCGCAGUGAUGACAUCGUCAAGCCCAAGACCGUCGGUCAUGCAGUCGCAGACGCCAUCAAGAAGCGCCGGAACGAGGAGCCCUACAAGAUGACACAGAAGGAACUUGCGACCAAGUGCAACACCAUCGCCACCGUCAUCCAGGACAUGGAGAAGGGUACCGGCACUCCCGACCAGAAGGUUUUGAGCACAAUGGAGCGCGUGCUCAACGUUAAGCUGCGGGGCUCGGAAAUCGGGAAAGAAAAGUUUCCCAAGAAGAAAUAA